Labrus bergylta (ballan wrasse) is the source of this 2859-nucleotide messenger RNA. RefSeq names its product cytochrome c oxidase assembly factor heme A:farnesyltransferase COX10 (gene cox10). Gene Ontology annotation, molecular function: protoheme IX farnesyltransferase activity. Gene Ontology annotation, biological process: heme A biosynthetic process. The record is from RefSeq and is a predicted model, not a curated record. Gene Ontology annotation, cellular component: mitochondrion; mitochondrial membrane. Lineage: Eukaryota; Metazoa; Chordata; Actinopteri; Labriformes; Labridae.
UCUUUACCUAACGAGGUCAGAAUGGCGGCGCGCUGCAUGUGAAGCGGGGUCGGUAAGAGGUGAACGGGAGCCGGCUUCAUGAUACGAGAACAUGUUUAAAACACCAUGCAGCAGACUGUCAGGUUUAGUCGGUGUAAGUGUGAAACAGAAACUCAUUCGAUGUAACCAGAGUGCUCGCAGCCUCAUUCAGCUGCACAGAAGAGAUCCGUCAAACUGGCUGACGUACCAGCAUCUCAACUUCCUCAAACGCCAGUAUGUAACAAAGAAGAACAGCGAGCUUCACCAGCGGGCCAUCCCCAAACAGGCUCCCGUUCUCACCAUCGUGGACGAGAGAGAGGACAGCAUCGAGCGCCAGGUGCAGAGAAUACCAACUAUUAAUGCUGAGGUCACAGAUGCAGUUUCACAUCCUGCAGACUUCACCAGUAAAGCACAGCCAGAAUUAUCCUCCUUGAAGGAUGUCUCCUCAGAAAUGGCACUACAAAACGAUUCUGUGUCCAGUGCGGAUUUGACUUCAGACGAGACUCCUCAUGUCCACGAGGAGACGGACGAGGCGAGGGAGGCACGGCUGGACAAACAAUGGAAGAUGCUGAAAGUGGAUGUGGCUGACUUGCCAGAUGUUUACGCCAAGCUUGCCAAAAUCAAACUUACAGCUCUGGUGGUAACCACUGCAGCGGCUGGCUAUGCGAUGGCUCCAGUGCCGUUUGAUCCUCUCAUGUUCUUUGUGUCGUGUCUGGGAACCGGCCUCGCCUCGUGCACUGCCAAUUCAAUCAACCAGUACUUUGAGGUGCCAUUCGACUCCAACAUGAACCGGACAAAGAACCGUCCACUCGUCAGAGGACAAAUCAGUCCCCUCCAUGCGGUCUGCUUUGCUCUGGCCUGUGGAGUUCCCGGAGUCACUCUGCUCACGCUGGCAGUAAACCCCCUCACGGGCCUCCUGGGCGCCCUCAACAUCUUCCUCUACACCUGCUGCUACACCCCACUCAAGAGGCUCAGCAUCACCAACACCUGGGUGGGAGCCCUGGUGGGUGCGAUUCCUCCUGUCAUGGGCUGGACGGCUGCCACAGGUUGUCUGGAGCCAGGUGCCUUGUUGCUGGGUGGUUUACUGUACAGCUGGCAGUUCCCCCACUUCAACGCCCUCAGCUGGAACCUGAGGGAAGACUACUCCCGCGGCGGCUACCGCAUGAUGUCCGUCACCCACCCGGCGAUGUGCAAGCGGGUGGCCCUGCGUCACAGCGUGGGUCUGAUCGGCCUGUCCUCCCUAGCCCCCGUUUUGGACGUCACCACCUGGACCUUCCCCGUCAUCUCCCUCCCCAUCAACCUGUACAUCAGCUACCUGGCCUUCAACUUCUACCGCAAGGGAGACCGCAGCAGCGCCCGCAAGCUGUUCUUCUGCAGCCUGUGGCACCUGCCCAUGCUGCUGCUGCUGGCGCUCACUUGUAAGAAGCCCCGCAAAGAUGCAGAGGAUCCAGCUCUACCUCCAGCUCCUAUACCCAUGACACUGCAAAGCUAGUUAGCCUCACACAGUAGAUAGAGACCCCUCGGUUUAACCACUUGAUGUUCUCAGAGCAGCUGGAUGAUGGACACAUUAUUUAAUCUGCGUUUAAUUGAACCCAGAGGUGCUCGGUGCACAUCAGGAAAUGAGACGGAAAUGAUCGGAUCAAAAUUAACAGACAACACAGAAUUAUUACAUCAGGUUGUAAUCAUUUCACCACUCACUGUAUAUAUUCUGUAUUUAUUUAUGUAGGGGUCCAGCUGUUCCCUCUCCAUGUUGUACACGACUGAUGUUAAAUGACCUUGUACAGUGUAAAUUGCUCCUCUGAUUUCUCACAUGGAAACUCUGUCUGCAGACCGUGCAUUGUAUAAAUGCAACACAGAGGAAGAGAAUCUGACUAUCAAAGUUAGGGCUGCACCUGACUACCUAUUACCAGUUCAGCGCCACACAGAACUCCAGUGUAAGUCUACUCAAAUCUUCUCCUGACUCAUGUUUAUUGAUGAGCAAAGGCUGUCCACCAGGCAUUUAAAAUAUUCUGCCAAGUGGGGUUCUCGUUGUUGGAUAUUGAACCUGAUAAUGGAUUCAGCAGCUCAGCCCCCAGUCCCCUAAAACACACUGCCAAAGAGCAUCAGAAAAAUCACAGAUUUCAAUGUGACUCUGCUUCUUUGAGUAGUUCUAUCAGUUACAUUCACUGCGUUUGUUCCUUUUCGGGGAGGAGGGGACUGACCUGGAUAAAUCGGCUUACUGUAAAACCUCGUGAAAGAGAAACAGCAGGGAGACUUAACCGCAAAACAUUCUCGCUGCAGCUCGGCUCACAGCCCCUCCUGACGUCCUGAGCCGACUGAAGGUAUCAAAGAUGUUUGAUUGCUUAAUUGAGUGUUUUGUUUUGUUUUUUUUAAACCAGUUUUGAUUAACUGGUCAGCUUUUUUUAGGAGGGAAAUUGCCUCCUGGUGGAAAAAGUUUGUGAACAAUGAAACUUUGCCUGUCAGGCUGUCGAUUUAGAACUAACACAAAACGCGAGCGUACUCUGGGUCUUCUCCACUUCUUCUUCCAAUCAUGGACUUUUAGGGGACAGCCCUAAUGGAAAUGUUAUGUUUUCAGAGUUUACAUAUAGGACACCCAUAUAAACUUACUGUGGAGAAGCUAUUGUUUGAAAGUGACCUCAGCCCUGUUACUUAAGUUCGGAAGUUCGGAUGCCUCAUUGUAUUUGUGCUGCUCUGCAAACGCUCUGAUGGCUCAUUUAUCUAAUGCAACACGGUUAAUUCAACACGGUUGUGACGCACCAAAACAAAGGGGGGAUACUUAACCUCUGUGAGAAACACAGCGGGGAAUAUUCUCUUAACAAUAAAAACACGUCAUGAUUGUGA